AAAAGCUUGACCUAGGUUACACAUCAAUAAAUUGGAUUGCAGAGGGACAGAGAAACCCUAGGGAGGAAGCAGCGGCAACAGAGGAGAGAAGAUGAAGUUCAAUCCACGAGUGUCGAGCAGCCGCCGCAAGAGCCGAAAGGCUCACUUCACGGCGCCGUCGAGCGUGCGGAGGGUGCUGAUGAGCGCCCCUCUGUCGGCGGAGCUCCGGUCGAAGUACAACGUGCGGUCGAUCCCAGUCCGCAAGGAGGACGAGGUGCAGGUGGUGCGCGGAACAUACAAGGGUCGCGAGGGGAAGGUGACGCAGGUGUACCGUCGCAAGUGGGUCAUCCACAUCGAGCGCAUAACCCGCGAGAAGGUGAAUGGCUCCACCGUCAACGUUGGGAUUCACCCCUCCAAGGUGGUUGUCACAAAGCUCAAAUUGGACAAGGAUCGCAAGGCCAUUCUCGAUCGCAAGGCCAAGGGUCGUGCCGCCGCCGAUAAGGAGAAGGGUACCAAGUUCGCUCCCGAAGACAUCAUGCAAACCGUUGAUUAGUCUCUUUAUCAUACAAACCAAUUUUAUGUAUGGGUUUUGGUAGCCUUUUUCUAUCUCUCCAUUUUGCAGGAUUUUGUUUUCUUUUCUUAUGUUAAUCAAACUGUUUUAUCCCAUGAGCUUAUCAUUAACUAUUUUAAUUCGUUUUCAUGCGUGAGGACAGUGAUGCCAGUUAUUUCAAGCGAAUCUCUAUCUCGCUCGCACCUACGGAUUGUGUUGUAUUUUUCGUUAACGUCUCCGUUAUGUGGCUAAUGCUGAAUAUUCUUCAUUUGUAUGUGAAAAUUUAGUACUAGAAUGAAUGCCCUGGUGAUGUAGGACACUUUUUGUUUCUC
Messenger RNA from Glycine soja, 861 nucleotides. Its product is annotated as 60S ribosomal protein L26-1-like. Gene Ontology annotation, biological process: cytoplasmic translation; ribosomal large subunit biogenesis. Bases 92 to 532 code for a protein of 146 amino acids. The record is from RefSeq and is a predicted model, not a curated record. The transcript has a single exon. NCBI's taxonomy places the organism in Eukaryota, Viridiplantae, Streptophyta, Magnoliopsida, Fabales, Fabaceae. Gene Ontology annotation, molecular function: RNA binding; structural constituent of ribosome. Gene Ontology annotation, cellular component: ribosome; cytosolic large ribosomal subunit.